AUGUCUGUAUUGAGAGAAUUAGAUAUAGAACAAGUUAAACAAGAAAACCCAUUUGCAAAACUUGUAAACAACCAAACUAUUGUAGAAGUUUCUGAAUUAAAAUUAGAAUCUGGCAUUACAAUUCAUAAUUUCCCUAUAGCUUAUAAGACAUGGGGGAAAUUAAAUUCUACGAAGGAUAAUGUAUUAAUAGUCUGUCAUGCCUUGACUGGUUCUGCAGAUGUAGCCGAUUGGUGGGGGCCUCUAUUGGGUUCAAAUUUAGCCUUUGAUCCAUCUAGGUUUUUUGUCAUUUGUUUGAAUUCAAUGGGAUCUCCAUAUGGUUCAUUUUCUCCAUUAACAAUAAAUGCUCAAACUGGGUUACCUUGGGGUCCAGAAUUCCCAUUAUGUACUGUCAGAGAUGAUACUAGAGCCCAUAGAAUUGUUUUGGAUUAUUUGGGUGUGACUUCUGUUGCCGCAGUUAUAGGUGGUUCUAUGGGUGGUAUGCUUGCUUUAGAAUGGGCAACCACUUUUGGCAAAGAUUAUAUCCAUAAUUUAGUAGCUUUGGCUACUUCUGCAAGACAUUCAGCUUGGUGUAUUUCAUGGUCUGAAGCUCAAAGACAAUCAAUUUAUUCAGAUCCUAAAUAUUGUGAUGGUUAUUACGAAUUAGAUGAUCCACCUGUAGCUGGUCUUUCUGCUGCAAGAAUGGCUGCUCUACUAACUUAUCGUAGUAGAAAUAGUUUUGAAAAAAAGUUUUCAAGAAAUACUCCAUCAUUAGCUCAAAGAAAAAAGUCAGGUGCAUCUAUAAAUUUAACAAACCAAUCACGCCAAGAUUCUAUCAGAACUUCGUUAACUGAAGUAGAUAUCAAUAUUAAAUCUUUAAAGAUCCAUAAUGAUGGGAUAGCUCAUCCUCAUUCUCCACCUAACAAUUCAUUUUCAAGAAAUAAUUCUACAUCUUCCUCUUCAGAUUCUUUAAAAUCUGUAUCUUCUCAUACUUCAAUCACUUCAGCUACUGCCACAAUAAAUGAGUCCAAAGAUGUAAGAUUCCCAAAGACUUAUUUCUCAGCUCAAAGUUAUUUACGUUAUCAAGGUGGCAAAUUCAUUAAUAGAUUUGAUGCUAAUUGUUAUAUUGCCAUUACAAGAAAACUAGAUACCCAUGAUUUAUCAAGAGAUAGAUUUACUUAUUCUUUAAAUAGUGAUAGUGAAAGUGAAAGCGAACAAGAUGAUGAGAAUAUCGUUAAAGUUUUACAAUCAAUCGAACAGCCUUCAUUAAUCAUCGGUAUUAGUUCAGAUGGACUUUUCACUUAUUCAGAACAGGAAUUCUUAGCUCAACAUAUUCCAAACGCUAAAUUGAAUGAAAUUGUUUCUCCAGAAGGCCAUGAUGCUUUCCUGUUAGAAUUUAAGUUGAUUAAUGGGUUAAUUGUUGAUUUCUUACAUGAGAAUGCAAAGGAGAUAACAAAUUCAAAACCUAUUCAAUGGAAUGGUGAAACUGGUAACGAUGAAAAUCAAACAAGUGUCUUUGGUGAGGCUGAAGAAGUUACUAAUUGGUAA
Messenger RNA from Henningerozyma blattae CBS 6284, 1524 nucleotides. RefSeq names its product homoserine O-acetyltransferase (gene MET2). The transcript has a single exon. The record is from RefSeq and is a predicted model, not a curated record. Bases 1 to 1524 code for a protein of 507 amino acids. Gene Ontology annotation, molecular function: homoserine O-acetyltransferase activity. NCBI's taxonomy places the organism in Eukaryota, Fungi, Ascomycota, Saccharomycetes, Saccharomycetales, Saccharomycetaceae. Gene Ontology annotation, biological process: L-homoserine metabolic process.